Messenger RNA from Planococcus citri (citrus mealybug), 1541 nucleotides. RefSeq names its product Actin-related protein 10 (gene Arp10). The coding region runs from base 211 to 1398 and encodes 395 amino acids. Gene Ontology annotation, biological process: retrograde axonal transport of mitochondrion. The record is from RefSeq and is a predicted model, not a curated record. Gene Ontology annotation, cellular component: dynactin complex. The transcript has 9 exons. NCBI's taxonomy places the organism in Eukaryota, Metazoa, Arthropoda, Insecta, Hemiptera, Pseudococcidae.
UCAUGAAUAGUGAUUAGAAGAAAAUUUUGGUCAUUUUGUUUUUGAAUUUUGACUAAAUUUUGAGUAAUUUAACCUGAAACCGUGUCAUUUUUCAGAAACUUUAAAUUGUAAUCGUUUCAAGUUGGUUCAUGGUUCAAGUCAUAAAAUAAACAACUUCAAAAAAUUGGAACUUCUUGACUAUGAAAAAACAGUAAAGUGCUCGCCUCAAGAAUGCCAGCUCACGAUCCUCUCAGCUUGGUAUUGGACAAGCAGUGCGUGAUAUUGGAUAUUGGAGCAAAAUACACCAAAUUUGGAUUUAGUGGAGAACCUAGUCCCAGGUGUAUCAUUCCGACCGAAACCAUUUCUGGAGAUACCGGUAAAACGGUGAAAGUGUUUCAGUACGCUGAUAUCGACGAAUUACGCACCAACUUGAUUGAUUUCAUUCAUGUGCUUUUCUUCAAAUAUGCUCUGAUUCAUCCCAAAGAAAAACGCGUCGUUGUUGUGGAAUCGUUGUUAUGUCCUACUGUUUUGAAAGAUACUUUGGCAUCAGUAUUAUUUGAUCACUUCGAGGUAACUUCUGUGAUAUUUGUACCCUCGCAUGUGGUUUCAUUAUAUACGUUAGGAGUAAACACCGCUUUGGUGGUGGAUAUCGGAUAUCAAGAAGCGACAGUUAUACCGGUUUAUGAAGGAAUCCCUGUUUUGAAAGCUUGGCAAGCUUUACCAUUGGGUUCAAAAUUAGUUCAAAAUACUCUGCGAGACCGAUUGUUUGGCAAAUUGAAACGUAUCGUAGGUACAACCGAAGAAGCCAUCGAUGAUCCUUCCUGUUUGAAUGAUGAAAUUAUAGAAGAUAUUUUAGUAAAAGGAUGCUUCGUUACAAAAUUACAAAGAUCUACAGAUUCACGAAAUGGUGUUAAACCUGAUACACUUCCACCUGAAUUCACUUAUCGAGUAGAUGGAGAUAAAAUUAUCAACGUUGAAUCAAGUGACAGAGAAUUUUGCUACGAUGUGUUAUUCGAACAAGAUGGUGAUCAGUUAUCGCUGAGUACUAUGAUUCUAGACGCCAUUCUAUUGUGUAGCGUCGAUAUGAGGCGACCAUUAGCUGAAAAUAUCCUCGUGAUCGGAGGUACUGCCAUGGCCAAAGGGUUAAAAGCUCGAUUACAGGAAGAAUUAUUAUCUUUGCUGAAAGAAGAGCGGUAUUCGAAAAGAUUAUUCGUUAAUACGUUUAAAUUCCAUGACCCACCUGCCUUGCCAAAUUACGUCGCUUGGCUUGGAGGUUCCAUUUGCGGUGCUACUGAUAUGAUCACGAUGAAAUCAUUAACCAGAGAAGCGUACAAUGAAAUGAAUAACCGAGUUCCAGAUUGGUCAAAUCUCGUUAAUAGAAACGAUAUGCCAAUUCCCAAAACAACCUUGCAGCUUUAAGCAUUAAUUUUUUUUAUGUACUUUUAUAAGAACAUAAGUAUUUGGUGUGAUCUGUGAUGUAAAAGUUUUUGCAGAAAUAUGAGUCAUGUUACUCGCUUUAACUACCUGUGUUAAAUUAUAAUAAAAUUAAUGUAUACUCUGUA